AUGGCAGAGGAACAAGCAGCCUUGCAAGACUUUGCAAACUCGUUUUGCGUCUGUCGGAACAAGCCAGAGAACGAUGCCCAUUGGGAUUCAGAGGCAGAGGAGUGGAUCGGAAAGGCGUCCAUGUCGGCGAGACAUCGGUUCCUUACCACCAAAGACUUGAGAUGGACAUAUUUCAAUGCCCUCACGCUCGGCAUGACUGACGAAGGGGAUGCAGACGUCGCAAGCCUGUCUGAGGCAAUACAAUUUGUUGAAGAUCUGAAGGCUGCCGCCGUGACAUACGUGACUAACAUGCAGGGCUGGUCUGACAAGAUCGGGCUCUUCUUCCACGUCUUUGGGCACAACUCUGUGAACUCCCUCCAUCUGCAUAUUGUAGAUAUGAACUCGGUAGGGCCAACUUUUCACAAGCUGAAUUACAAGAACUGCUCCAUCGGCGCCGUCCUGAAGGUGCUGCGAGAGGAGCUGACGGCUGCUGAGGCAGCUCAACAGCCCAAGGAGCCUAGGAUUCUGCAGCCAAAGACUGCUGCAGUUGAGGAAACAGAGCAACCAUCCCUAGAUGCUAUCCAAGAGCUCAACGUGGGUGGUGAGUUCGUAGCUGUGUCUCUGGCCACUCUUCAUCGCUCCCCACCGAACUCCUUCCUUAAGAACAUGGUGGAGAAUUUGGCCAGCCCUACGCUUGUCCGUGACAGCCGCGGCCGAAUCUUCCUCGACCUCCCGCCAGAAAGCUUCAAGCAGAUUAUCAACCACCUUCGGAUGCAGGAGUUGAACCAAACUGACCUUCAUCUGCGGUGCGCUGACGAGGACACAAGGCUACUGGCAGAGUCGCUUGGAAUUCCAACACAUCGGCCACCGACCGCGCAUUCGCUGAACCUGUAUGUGUUUGGUGCUGCCCUAGCCGUGGGUCUAUGCCUUCUCCUGAAGCGGACGUGA
Symbiodinium pilosum is the source of this 927-nucleotide messenger RNA. NCBI's taxonomy places the organism in Eukaryota, Dinophyceae, Suessiales, Symbiodiniaceae. The record is from the annotation of a GenBank genome assembly.